AUGCCUAUGCCUUCGCCAACCCCUCCUGGCAAGGACGAGUCGACACCGUCCAAGUCCACCUCGAGCAAGGAAGACCCCGCCAAGACGGAGACGAGCAGUAAGGAACCCGACGAUGCGCCGACGACGCCGAAAAACAACAAGUCGCCCAGUCCGAGGGCGACGCCCAAGUCCGCCCCGGCCCCCGCCGCGACCCCGACGGGAUCCCGUCAGCGUUUCGCGUCGAGGAAGCCGGAGCCGACGCUUCUCACCGACUUCUUCAUGGGACGCCAGUCGCCCGCCCGCGUGGCCGCCGACCGGAAGCGCCGCCAGAGCCUCGAGGUCGUCAAGUCCGAGAUGCGCCGGGAGAUGCGCCAGAGCUCCGUCCGCAAGUUGCAGCCCCCAUCCGGCGUGCGCGCGCGCGUGAACAAGUGGCAGAGGACGAAUGCCUCGGCCCACGUGCCCGCCGAUGUCGACGACGCCGCCACCGAGCCGACCGACCUAGCCUUUGACGGCCAAGAUCUCGAGAGCGUCACCGAGGAGGAUCGCAUUCGGAUCAAGAUGCGCCAGAAGAAGAAGCCGCCCAAGCCCAAGCAUGUUCGUCGCCGCUCUGGGUCCGGGUCCGGGUCCGGGUCCGGUUCCGGUUCAGGCCCGUCGACCCAGCCCCAAGAUGCCCCCCCUGACCUGCCUCGGCCGCGUCUUCCCCCCAAGAAGAGGGUUGUGAGCGACGAGCAUUGGCGGAAGUCCAAGGGCCAGGUGAACGGCCUGCGCAAGGUCUCCCCGAAAUCCAAAAAGCAGCGGAGUCCGAGUCCGAGCCGAAUUCCGAGGGACUUCAUCUUGCGGUCGGCCCCGAACCACAGCGUGUCCGUGAAGAUCAAGCAUUGGGCCGCCAAGGUUGAGUUUCCGGCCUCUCCGCCGCCCAGAAGCCACAGACCGUCCUACUCGAGGCACAAACCGUCCCGAUCCGAGGGUGCCGUGGGCGCCCGUGACGCCUCGCGCGAGGCUAACGCACGGCUGUCGAAGCCGACGGCCGACGAUGGAAUUCGGGUGGCCCCCAUUCCGACGGAGCCAGACCUCGAUGGCAUACGGGUUCGAGCCACCGACUUGGCCUCCACAAGCAAUGAUGGUGAUGGCAUACGAGUCAGACCUAUCCUCGAGUCCUUCAUCAAACAAACGCCCUACGUGUCCUAUGUGUCGCGGAGGCGAAGCAAAACGGCAUCGGAGGCCGAGCGAGAUAGGCGCCCGUAUGGCCGAACUGAAGUGGCAGAGGAAUCCUCGGAGCCGUCCAAGAAGACGAGGUUUGCCCGCGACGGCCCCUCUGAACACGUCGAGGAAGUUGAGACUCUCGCGCAGAAUCUCGAUACCCCUACAAAGCGUCCAGGGCCGAGGAGACGCCCGUCUCCAAAGACUCGACCCGUCACCUUUCCCUCGGAAGCAUCCAACCCACCGCAGGACGCAUCCAGCCUCGCCGACGACAAGGAGCAAUCCACCUUGAGCAGCGUGUCCAUGCCGCCGUCCGACGUCGCCUCCAGCGUCGCUAACAAGUCGCUCGCCGACAUUCCCGGAGACAUUCCCUUUGGCCAAUCCGCAUUCAGCGAGCUCGACCUUUCCCAGAACAGGAGCCGACCGAAGCGCCCCAAGGUGGAUCGUAACGCGAGCUUGAAAUCCGUCCCAAACGUCUUCAAGAUGGUCAUGGAAGAGGGCAAGAAGAUUAUCAACGACAUCAACGAGCCGCCGCGCUACCCCGUCGCCAACAACCCACCGAGCAUUGAAAAGUGGCUCAACAACACGGUCGAUCCAUUCGUCGAGAAGCCUGCAAAGGAGCAUGCCGAGCCGUCGAAGCAAGAGGCCGAGAGGAGUGCGUCCGGGGAAACAAAGGCGCGAUGGCGGUCGCCUCAAGAGACGAGGGGCUCCCGCCUAUCCACACCACCCAAGACGCCCGGGGCCGAUCAUCGGGAGAGGAAAGAAUCUCCCAAGGAGAGCGCCGGAGAUGUCACGCCAACAGCGGCCGACAGGACGUCUACUUCUCCAGGCUUGAGGAGGAGUCGAGCGACUCGCAUUUCGCCAUCCCCACUCAAGUCGGUCGGACGAAUCCCCUUCAUCGGUGUCCUGAAGGAGGCUUUCCAGGGAGAGUCCAGCGGGCUCAAACCCCAUCUUGCAGCCUACCAAGGACACGAGCAUCGACGGGAAGGCCAGUACGAUGAUGCAACCGACAGCUACAUCUCGUCCGAUUACACUGCCUCCUCGGCACCCGACAUGGUAUCCGACAUGGCACCCGCUGCCGACGAACCCGCCGAUCAGACGACGCCCAGGAUGGCAGGACCGAGGGCCCGACCGCCGACGAAUGGAACUCAUGAGCUGUCGACCAUCCUGUCCGAGGAAGACUCGAGUGCCGUCGACUCGGACUUGACGUCCGAUGUGACCGAUUCGACCCUGACGCAGUCGACAGUCCUCACAAAGGCCAGCGACGGCGAGCCCGAGAAAGCACCGGCACACGAACCGGCUCUCAAGAGGCGACUGACGCGCCACUCCGACUUGGUGUCGGUCCUCUCGCUGCCGGACAACUCCAACAUUCCCAGCGGCAUCCGCAACAGCAGGUCGCGGCCGAGUCUGCGAAGGACACGCGGUCUGUCCGGCAGAGUGACCGCCGACGACCUGCUCAAGGAGUUUGUCGACGACGAGAACCUCUACCGACGGGAGCUCAAGACGCUGGUCGACGGCGUUGUGCCGGUUUUGCUAUCCCACGUCGUCCACGGCACGACGUCGCCGGAGCUCUUUGGCACCAGCGCCGACGAAGCCAGUGCCGCCGGCUUGUCCAAGUCGGUCGUGAACAUGGGCGUUGCUCUCGAGAAGCUUAAAAACGCGCACAGAAAAGCACCGACGACCGACAUCCGCCGACUGGCCAAUUGGGCCCACGGCGUCGUGCCCAUCUACAGCAGCUACCUUCGCGCCUGGCGACUUGGCUUCGAGGAAGUCGUCGUCAAUCUUGCCCCUGCCGGAGGGCUUCAGGACGACCAAGACUCCCUGCUCGACGCGUUGCCGAGAAACAAACACGGAGACAUCGUCGACGCCGACGGAGAGCGGAUCGCCGUCGCCCACCUGCUGAAGCGGCCGCUCAUCCGGAUCAAGCAGAUGGCCAAGCUGGUCAAGUGCGUCGACGCCAUCGUCUACUCGGACGACACCCACGAUCUUCUGCGGGACUUUGAUGUCUUGCUGGAGAAAUUGCGACGGCGCCACAGGGAAGAGACGGCGCGCAUGACGGACGAGGAUGCCAUCAAGACGAACACGGUCCGGGCGCGCGACCUGAGAACGCUGGAUGCAGCCGUCUCCGUCACCAUAGACCCGAGCCGCCAGGUCAACGCCAAAGAUGUCUUCUCCCUCGACCUGGUGCACUCCAACGGGCAGAGGCUCGAGUGUCAGGUGGAGCUGGUGCACAGGGACAACCAGAGCUACCCCGACGAUCGAGGCGACCUCCUCGUGAGGGAGAGCGGAGGAGGUCGGAAGCCAUUCCUCUUGUUUUCGCCCAUUCCCAUGUCCAUGGUGUCCGCCCGUACCGGCAAAGGCAACUUUGACAUGGUUGUCAUGGUCCGCGGGAGGCACGGCGGAGCGGCCUGGCAGGAACUCCUUACCCUUGUCGCCGAUGACGAGGACCAGAUCCUGGAGUGGCUCGACAUUAUUCCCGUUUCCCCGGUACCGCCGAUGGACGUCGAACCUAGCAUCACGAAAAUGGCGACCCAGUGGCAAGCCACUCCCAAGGGCGCUGCGUUGAACGCUGCCGGAAGCGACCCGUCGCCCCAGUCACCAAGAUCACCAUUCGCCAAGGAUCUCACUUCUCCCAACCCGCCUGCCAACAAGCGAUCUUCUCCUCCUCGUUCUCGACCACAAUCGGCCGUCCUGCCUUUGAUGCCCAAGUUGGGAGCACGGGAUGAUGGCCAAGAGGCGCAAAGGACACCUCCGGCGGUACAUUGCGGCGGGGAGAGCAGAAGCCGGCCGCUGAGCGAGCACAUGCGGCCUGCCCCCGACCAGUUGGGAAGACAGAGCACACCAAGCACGUCGCCGGUUCGCGACGAUGGCGCCCCGCCUCCCCCCGUUCAUCGAACACUCAGCCUCAGCCCCUCGCCAGGAGCCAAGCCGAGCCCGCUCCUCCAACACUCGCCUGCUGACCCGAGGAGCGGCGAGCGCGUCAAGCGUCGAGGGUCCUCUCCGCUGAAGCACGAGUAUCUCCCGUCGGACCAGUCGUCGGCAUCGAACUACUCCGAGGAGGACACUGACGACAACUCGUCCGACGAUGAGCUGGAGAGCAUCGAUAUUCCUGAGACGGAGCUCGGUCUCAGCAUCCGGAAGGACGUGUCGCCACCGUUCGCCACGACCGUCUUGUCCGAGUCCGACUGCAGCUUGACGCCGUCAAACUCGGCGUCCCAGGCCGGCCUGCACGGCACCAAGACGGCCGCGGCCGAUGACGGCGCGGAGCGUUACGCGGCUUCGAUCUCGCGCUGGUCGGAUCACGGCAUGUGGAAGGACAUUACGGUGCCUUCGUGUUCCAUCGUCGUUACAGCCGGCCUCAUCGAGGCGUACGCCUUCCGCAUCGGCGGCGGCGGCACCGACAAGCCUAUCCUGGCGCUCGAUCUCACGCCCCUCGUGCUGAUCCGGCAGAGCACGGUGCUGGACCUCGAGGUGCGGUCUUCGGUCCAGCCUCACUGCAAGCUGUACCAAACUCACAGCGGGGGCAACUUUCGCUUUCGCUGCCACAACGCGGCCGAGUGCUACAACCUCUACAUGGCCGUCCACCAUGCGCGGCUCAACAAUCGAAAGUUCAUCCAGCUCGAGAGCGAGUCGCGAUUCAAGAGCUUCGGGGAGAGGAAGGUGAGGGCGGAGAACGAGGACAGCACGAGCACGAGCACGGGCACGAGCCGACAACGACGGCGACACACGUGGUUCGGACGGAAGAACAGCUACCGGAGCUCGGUCAGGGCGCCGUCGCAGUCGUAUGACGGAGCCAGCUCGACGCCGUCGUCGUCGCCAUCGGCCUCGAGCUUUCUCAAGCGGCUCACCGUCGCCGGUAACCUGUCGUUUAACAUUGCGCGCUCCUCGGUCAACCGGCGGAGCUUGGGCGGCGGCAACAGCCUCUACACGUCGGGAUCCUCGUCCGCCAGCGGCACGUUCCCCCGCUCGCCAUCCGUCAGCGUGGAGAACGGCGGGGUCGCGAUGCAGGGCCUGAACUCGGACGACAUCCACAUCCGGUUGCACCUCCUCGUCGGGGCGGCCAAGUGGGAGGACCACGGCAACUGCAGGCUCCAGAUUCGACGUCCGCCCCCAGGCUGGCACCAAGCCCUCCGGGCGGACCACGGCCUCGAAAAGCGGGUGACGGCGACGACGAUGCCCAAGAAGGAUUCGGAGCAGCCACGCAUCCUUCUCGACGCCGUCCUAGGCAGCGGCUGCUUCUCUCCUAUGGGGACGAGGGGCAUCGUCUGCGGCGUCUGGGAGGAGGUCAAAGAUGGUGAUGGCGUCGUCGGCAUGGCGCCUGCCACGGGCGCGACGGGCGGCAACAUCACCAAGUGGUGCUUCCAGUUUGCCAACGUGAUCGAGGCGAGCUCAGCACUGCGCCUGGUCCACCAAGAGAUUGUCCGAGUUUAA
Drechmeria coniospora is the source of this 5610-nucleotide messenger RNA. RefSeq lists its product as uncharacterized. The transcript has a single exon. The record is from RefSeq and is a predicted model, not a curated record. The coding region runs from base 1 to 5610 and encodes 1869 amino acids. NCBI's taxonomy places the organism in Eukaryota, Fungi, Ascomycota, Sordariomycetes, Hypocreales, Ophiocordycipitaceae.